AUGGCUCAACGAAGUCAACCGAAUCAACACAGCCCUCAAAGGCAGCAAUUGCAAGACGGCGGGCAAGCGGCCACCUCAGGUGGACACGGGGCAACGGAAGAGCUACACACCAGUUUCAGCACGCCACCGCAAGUGCAGGCGUGCCGCCGCUUCACUCUGCAAGAGCUCGCACAAGCCACGGGAGGGUGGGCAGCGCAGAGCAGGAUAGGCACGGGGCGCAGUGGGGAUAAGUACAGGGGGGUGCAGCCGCUACCGGCUGGUGCUCAGGGGAGAGACGGGGGAGAUGGGAGAGAUGGGAGAGAUGGGGGAGAUGGGGGCGUGGUGUGGGCCGUGAAACGUGCAAGGGUGGGGCGGGUGCGACCAGAUGAUUUCCAAAAAGAGCGCCCCUUCCAUCCGCCUCCACCUCCCCCUUCGUUCUCCAUCACUCCUUCUGUCUCUCUCAAAAUCCCUCCCUCCGCCCUCCCCCGCCUUUCCCCCUUCUCUCAGAUGAAGCAGAUUGGUUCAAAGCACCACGCGCAUCUGGUGCGGCUGGUGGGUUUCUGUGCGGAGGAGGACGCUGUGACAGGGACGAGGGAGCACAUUCUGGUCUAUGAGUUCAUGCCUAACGGCAACCUCACUCGCUGGAUAGGCCCAUGUGCAGCGGUGCAGCUGACUCUCCAGCAGCACAUGGACGUGUUAAUCGGCGUGGCACAGGCGGUGCAGUACCUGCACGCCUUCUCUCCCUCGUGCACGCUCACAUCCACUGCCUUCCACAUGCUCACCCCUGCCCUCUCCCCCAGAGACCCCUUCGCCAGGGAGAAUGGCACAAGGGACGACUGUACUACAGAGAAUGGCACCAAGGAUUGUGUGAGGGAUGGUUCGAGAGAUGGCGUGAGGGAUGGAAGAAGAAAUGGCGCAGGGGUGCAGGCGGGGAGGCAAGACGCAGAGAGACGAGACGUCAGGGGGGCUGAGAAGGUGGAUGGGAGAGGUCAUGGGGUUCGAGACAGGCAGGGUUGCAAUAAUAUCAGCGGUGUUGGCACUGGCGCUGGCGCCGGCGGUGGCGGCGGCACUGGUGGUGGUGCUGCUGGUGGGGGUGCGGGACAUGUGUGGAGUGCGGGAGGGGACGCAUCAGGGUACAUGGACCCAGAGUUUCUCCACACGCACCGGCUGUCGCCUGCCGUUGAUGUAUACAGCGUUGGAGUGCUCGCCCUCAUGCUGCUCACAGCACGCACUGCCACCGCCGCGCAUCAACACGGCGACAACGACAAAGGCUUGGACGGAACCCGGGACAGACAUUUAGACAGACACGUCGAUGGACACGCAGACAGACGACACACGGGUGAACAAGCACACGCAGACAAAAGAGCCACGCUUAUACACUGGGUCGCCUCUCUCCUCCCCGCCCAAAACCCCGCAACCUUCACCGACCCCUACCUCUUAUCCCCCUCCUCCUCCUCCCCACCUCCCAACCCCGGCUCGCUCCUCCGACUAGCAACCCUCGCGCUCUCCUGCACGGCCCUUCCGUCAUCCUCGCGCCCCUCCGUAAACCGGCUCCUUUUCGAGCUUACAGAGAUUCGGGAGGAGCUGUUUGGAGCGGCGAGGAGUGAGGCGUUGGAGCGAGUGGACAGGGAGGUAGCGGACAUGCAAGGGGGGGAUUUUUUUGCGGAGAUGGCCCGAGCGGAAUCCCUGGCCGGAGCGAGUGUGAGCGGAGGGAUGGGGGUUUCAUGGGCCGUGACGAGUGUCAGUGGAGGGGCGGGGGUGAGUGGGGCGGUGAGUGGGGGGUGGAGUGGAGGGGUGAGUGGGGGGGUGAGUGGGGGGGUGAAUGGGGCGCUAGAGCGAGUGGACAGGGAGGUGGCGGACAUGCAAGGGGGGGACUUUCUCGCGGAGAUGACCCGAGCGGAAUUUCUGGCGUCGGGAGCGAGCGUGAGCGGAGGGAUGAGCGGAGCGACCGGGACUUCCUGGGUCGUGGCGAGCGUGAGUGGAGGAGGGGCGGUGAGUGGGGGGUGGAGAGGGGGGGGUGAUUGGGGGGGUGAGUGGUGGGGUGAGUCAGGGGGUGAGUGGAGGGUGAGGGAGGGGAACUGCAGGGGUGAGUGGUGUGGGUGGGCAGCAGUAGGUGGUGUGCGGUGGAGGGAGGGAGAGGUUGGAGUGCGGCAGGAUAGGUGGCAGUGUGUAGAUGGCGAUUGUGGAGGGUAG
Molecule: messenger RNA, 2172 nt
Organism: Closterium sp. Naga37s-1
Lineage: Eukaryota; Viridiplantae; Streptophyta; Zygnematophyceae; Desmidiales; Closteriaceae
Source: the annotation of a GenBank genome assembly